AUGGCUGCAGAGACCGCUUCGGCCAGGCAAACCCAGAAGCCGUCGGGAAGGCUAUACGUGAAAGCCGUUUUCUCCGGCUACAAGAGAGGGCUCCGAAACCAACACGAGCAUACCGCACUUCUGCACUUGGAAGGAGUGCACUCGAAAGAAGAUGCCAGCUGGUACAUUGGCAAGCGCGCCGUCUAUUUCUACAAGGCCCACAACCAAAUCAAGGGAAGCCGAGUUCGCGCCAUCUGGGGAAAAGUGACUCGAUCGCACGGAAACGCCGGAAGCGUCCGCGCCAAGUUCCACCACAACCUUCCCCCAUCAGCAAUGGGCAAGCGGAUCCGUGUGCUGCUCUACCCGUCCAACAUC
Molecule: messenger RNA, 354 nt
Organism: Mesorhabditis spiculigera
Lineage: Eukaryota; Metazoa; Nematoda; Chromadorea; Rhabditida; Rhabditidae
Source: the annotation of a GenBank genome assembly